Messenger RNA from Geodia barretti, 207 nucleotides. The record is from the annotation of a GenBank genome assembly. NCBI's taxonomy places the organism in Eukaryota, Metazoa, Porifera, Demospongiae, Tetractinellida, Geodiidae.
AUGAUCUACGAGGCCGACUAUGACGGCGGGCAAGACUACGACGGUGUCGUCGAACCCAAUAUGACGCUCUGCGUGGAGAGCUUCAUCGGCCACGAAGAGGGCGGUGAGGGGGUGAAGCUCGAAGAGCAGGUUCUGGUCACCGAGACAGGGAUCGAACUGAUGAGCACGUUCCCGUUGGACGAGAGGCUGCUUGGCCACGAGGUGUGA